This is a messenger RNA of Aspergillus alliaceus, 639 nucleotides long. RefSeq lists its product as uncharacterized. Lineage: Eukaryota; Fungi; Ascomycota; Eurotiomycetes; Eurotiales; Aspergillaceae. The annotation marks the transcript as partial. The record is from RefSeq and is a predicted model, not a curated record. The transcript has a single exon.
UUUUUUUCUGCUCGUCUGUCAGUGUUCUAGUAUUUGUAUCGUUGAAUCAAGGUAGACGUACACCGUGGAGCACAUAUAUUGUGCAUGUCACAAGGGCAACUCUCUGGGCAGUCGUUGUGUCCGGUACAGAUAUUGUGGCAUUUGUUGAGGACUCUAAACUCCUUAGGAGUAGUGGGACUGGUGGCCGGGGCGAUAGCUGCUGCGUUUGCCAUGCCAAGAAGGGCAGAGAGGAUCAGGAGAUUGCAGAGGUUCAUUGUGCUAAGGUAUUUAAUUGUGUUUUUGAGGUUUUCUCCAAAGGUAGAAUGUGUUAAUAGGAUGACUAUGCAGAAAGAAGAGGGAGGAGAGAAGAUAGGACGGGGUCGUCACCUAUUUAUGUACCGAGACACCCCAGCCAGGGAAGUCAAUAAUUGAUUUGGAUGGUAUAUUUCUUUACUUGAUUUUGUACUUUUACAUCUCUUGUCCAUUUUGAGGGGAUGUGUAGGUUAAUCAGUCCAUACAGGGCGUGCAGACCCAAUUCUUUUCUUUUCCCCUGUGAAUAGUGUGAUAUCCUGAUGCAUGGAUCUACAGUUGGUAUUACUAGCGCUGUAAGUAAUCUGUUGGUGGAAUAAACGAGCUAACGGAUAAAUCUCGGUAAAUACG